Messenger RNA from Canis lupus familiaris (dog), 1750 nucleotides. It is a transcript of the gene AADAT, whose product is annotated as aminoadipate aminotransferase. Gene Ontology annotation, molecular function: pyridoxal phosphate binding; L-kynurenine:2-oxoglutarate transaminase activity. The record is from RefSeq and is a predicted model, not a curated record. Gene Ontology annotation, biological process: biosynthetic process. The transcript has 13 exons. NCBI's taxonomy places the organism in Eukaryota, Metazoa, Chordata, Mammalia, Carnivora, Canidae. The coding region runs from base 133 to 1410 and encodes 425 amino acids.
GGGACCCCGAGGGCCUCCGAGGAGCCCCGAGCGCGCCGCCGCCCGCCCCGGCCGCCUGGGACCCGGCGCCCCGAGCCCUCCUGCACGGCUGUGCGGUGCUUCCCCGACCGCCAAGGGGCUCGGCCGUCAGACAUGAACUACGCGCGGUUCCUCACCGCCGCCAGCGCUGCCAGACAGCCGUCGGCCAUCCGCGUCGUGACUGAGAUAUUGAGCAGGAUGCCGAAAUCAUUAAUUUCCUUGGCUGCUGGAAUGCCAAACCCCAACACCUUCCCCUUUAAGACUGCUGUUAUCACCAUAGAAAAUGGAAAGCCCAUCCAAUUUGAUGAAGAGAUGAUGAAGAGAGCACUUCAGUAUUCUCAAAGUGCUGGAAUCCCAGAGCUGUUAUCCUGGAUAAAACAGUUACAAGUAAAAUUGCAUAAUCCUCCCACCAUCAAUUACCCAACCAACCAAGGACAAAUGGACAUAUGUAUAACAUCUGGCAGCCAAGAUGGUCUUUGCAAGGUGUUUGAAAUGAUCAUUAAUCCUGGAGAUAAUGUCCUGCUAAAUGAACCUAUUUAUUCAGGAACACUUCAAGCUCUGAAGCCCCUGGGCUGCAACAUUAUUAAUGUUCCCAGUGAUGAAUUCGGCAUUAUUCCAGACUCCCUCAAAGAAGUCCUUUCCAAAUGGAAACCAGAAGACUCCAAGGAUCCCAAGAAAAACACCCCCAAAUUUCUUUACACUGUACCAAAUGGCAACAACCCUACAGGAAACUCAUUAACAAGUAACCGCAAGAAGGCAAUCUAUGAGCUUGCAAGAAAAUAUGAUUUCCUCAUCAUAGAAGAUGAUCCUUACUAUUUUCUCCAGUUUAGCAAGCCCUGGGCACCAACAUUUCUUUCAAUGGAUGUCGAUGGGCGAGUCAUCAGAGCGGACUCUUUUUCAAAAGUCCUCUCCUCUGGGUUGCGAAUAGGGUUUAUAACGGGUCCAAAACCCUUGAUAGAGAGAGUCAUUUUACACACACAAGUUUCAACUCUGCACCCUAGCACUUUUACACAGCUUCUGGUGUCACAGCUUCUACACCAAUGGGGAGAAGAGGGUUUCCUGGCUCAUGUAGACAGGGUUACUGAUUUCUAUAGGAACCAGAAGGAUGCAUUACUGGCAGCUGCAAACAAAUGGUUAAGUGGUUUGGCAGAAUGGCAUGUCCCGGCUGCUGGAAUGUUUUUAUGGGUUAAAAUUAAGGGUAUUUAUGAUGUAAAACAAAUGAUUGAAGAAAAAGCCAUUCAGAAAAAGGUAUUAAUGCUUCCUGGAAAUGUUUUUUACAUCGAUAACUCAGCUCCUAGUCCUUACUUCAGAGCAUCCUUCUCUUCAGCUUCUCCAGAACAGAUGGAUAUGGCCUUCCAGAGAUUAGCCCAACUUAUUAAAGAAUCUUUAUGAAGAAAUCAAACUAUGAAAAAAUCAAACUCUUUCAUGGAUUUUUCAGAUAAAUUAUUUUUAUGUUUUAGCAAGAAGAAAUGAUUAUUGGCAUUAGACUUACAGAUUGGAUUUCAACAAUCAUGUCAUGUCUGUAGUAAUUGUGCCCUUAAAUUCAUCAGAUUGACAAAAUAUAAUCCACUUAUACCUUUUGAUAAAUUUUCACUCUGCAAAAAUCAUUUUCUCCUGGAUUUUAUUAUAAAUAACUCUAAUUGCUUUCUGAUUUCCCAUAAACUUUCCUUGAAACAUUUUACAAUAAAUUAUUUUGAAAAUGUAAGAAAAUAAAUUCAGAAUGGUAUAUGAA